Camellia sinensis is the source of this 1494-nucleotide messenger RNA. NCBI's taxonomy places the organism in Eukaryota, Viridiplantae, Streptophyta, Magnoliopsida, Ericales, Theaceae. The record is from RefSeq and is a predicted model, not a curated record.
AUGGAACAACAUACCAUCAGCAAUGAAGAAAGAGAAGCUUUGGCCAAUGAAGCAGCUUGUAUCUUUAGGGUGCAUGAAGGAUUGCGUCAUGCAAAUGAAAAGGCAUACACACCUAAGCUAGUUUCAAUAGGGCCUUAUCACCAUGGUCAACCCAAACUACUUGCUAUGCAAAAACGUAAAGAACGUUAUUUGGAAUCGCUCCUUCAACGUAAUAGCAAUCAGAGUAAGGAUGAUUAUUUAGAUUCCAUGGACAAGUUAGAAGAAAGAGGUCGCAAGUAUUAUGCAGACUCAUUUGACCACCUCGACAGUCAUCAAUUUGUGAAAAUGAUGCUAUAUGAUGCUUGCUUUGUUAUUGAGUUUCUUCUUGAUAAUAAUAUGGAACGACAUACCAUCAGCAAUGAAGAAAGAGAAGCUUUGGCCGAUGAAGCAGCUUGUAUCUUUAGGGUGCAUGAAGGAUUGAGUCAUGCAAAUGAAAAGAGUAAGGAUGAUUAUUUAGAUUUCAUGAACAAGUUAGAAGAAAGAGCUCGCAAGUAUUAUGCAGACUUAUUUGACCACCUCGACAGUCAUCAAUUUGUGAAAAUGAUGCUAUAUGAUGAUUGCUUCGUUAUUGAGUUUCUUCUUGCUAUGUUUGAGUUUUGUGUUGUUGAGGAUAAACAUCAACAAUCACAUGUGGGUGAUGAAGUCAAAGUGUCAUGGAAGAGAAUACAGAUUGGCAAUGACUUGAUGUUACUUGAAAACCAACUUCCAUUCUUUGUUAUAUCUGAAUUUUAUGACAUGAGCUACGGCAUGAUAGUGACCCGAAAUCCAAACCAGAUUCAUCAUGAUCCCACCUCCACCCCCACCCUCACGAAGAUGGCAAUGUUACCUAUACUUGAGAAGCUACCAGGAGGGAUUGACUUUUCCAAAAUCGAUUUUGAAAAUACGUCCGUCUCUGAAGGCAAGCAUUUUCUUGACUUGGUGCAUAAUGUUUGUCUUCCCUCCUGCUCUAGAGAUGAGUUAAAUGACCACCAAAACAAGAAUCAGAGAACUUGCUUUAAUAUGCCGUGUGUGAUAGAGCUUAAGGACGCUGGUGUCAAGUUCGAGGCCAGAGAGGAGCGUAACCAAAGCAUGUUCGACAUACACUUCGAACAUGGUCAUUUUAAAAUACCAAAGUUUAAACUUAUCAACUCCAAAGAAGACGUGAGCCAACUUCGUCGCCAUGAAGUUCUUGACCACUGGCUUGGUGACGACGAAAAGGUAGCACUUAUGUUCAACAGCCUGGGUACAGGGGUGUUCGUUUCGGAGCAGUUCUACUAUGCUGAACAGCGCAGAAAAGUGAAUGCUCAUUGCAAGAGAUGGUGGAAUAGAUUGGUAGCUUCAUUGAAGCGUGAUUACUUCACAAAUAUAUGGGUCACUGUUGCCACUUUUGAAGCUGGUUUUCUCCUCCUCCUCACUCUCAUACAGAUUGUCAUUGCCCUUAUUAUGAUUAUUACUUCGCCCCCGUCCCGACACUGA